Budorcas taxicolor (takin) is the source of this 1794-nucleotide messenger RNA. It is a transcript of the gene TOP6BL, whose product is annotated as chromosome 25 C11orf80 homolog. NCBI's taxonomy places the organism in Eukaryota, Metazoa, Chordata, Mammalia, Artiodactyla, Bovidae. Gene Ontology annotation, biological process: meiotic DNA double-strand break formation; reciprocal meiotic recombination. Bases 59 to 1756 code for a protein of 565 amino acids. The record is from RefSeq and is a predicted model, not a curated record. The transcript has 16 exons.
AGGUCGUAGCCCCCGCGGGCGCCCGGCCACUGGGCGUGGUUGCUGCUCCCGGUGCGGAAUGGAGGGGCCGGCCGUGGCAGUUUGCGAGAUUUUGAAAUAUUUAAUAAUUUACCAGAGGUGUGAAACAGCAGGAGUAUCAAAGGGAGCAUUGCUAGAAGGACAGCUAGUGAUUUCCAUAGAAGCAUUAAAUUCUAAGCACCAAGCAAAUACUCUUCACUGUGUAACAACUAUUGCUGCUGCAGGAAGCAUUUAUGGUGGUUUGGUCCUCAAGAAGCUCCUUAAAGAUAUGCAAUCUGUACUGCCUGGAUUCUUUGCGAACUUGAAUUGGACUUCAGAGGAGGCCGGCCAUUCUCAGGACACAUCAGGGCUAAGACCCUUCCAGAUGAUUUUUGAGGCUGAUGUAAAGCCCAGGACUUUGAUGACAGAUAGUCUGGUUAUAAAGAAUUUUUUACGCAAAAUCAUCACUGUGCUCCCCAAGAUUAGAUUUAAUUUCAGUGUAAAGGUAAAUGGAAUCCUCUCUGUGGAGAUCUUUGGGGCAGAGAGUGAACCUGCUUUGACCCUGUCGAAUGGACUUGCUCUUGUCGUAAACUGUCAACAUUACCUGAGUACACCAAAAUUUGACACAACUGAAUUACCCUGCAGCAGAAUCCAUCCUGUGCUGGGACAUCCAGUAAUGCUCUUCAUCCCUGAUGAUGUGGUGGGAAUGGGCUUGUUGGGGGAGCUGACGCUGACUCCAGCCGUGGCUCUGUGUCCUUGCCCAAAGGUCUUUUCCAACCAGCUGAACAGGAUCUCUUCCAUUUCCAUAUUUCUGUAUGGACCUUCAGGUCUGCCUCUGAUAUUUCCAAAUUCAGAGCAGCCAACUACUGCUGUCUUCAAAGACGCCUCUUAUUUCAUUGACUGGAAGAAAUACCGCUUGAGUAUGGUGCCCAAUUUGGAUCUCAGUUUAGACAGCGGUUCGGUGCUUCCAGAUGUGAGUUAUCAGGUGGAAUCCGGUGAGGGAGAUCAGUCUCAGAAUAUGGGCCCCCAGGGACAAACUGUGCUGCUUUUUCUCUUUGUGGAUUUCCACAGAGGAUUUCCAGGCCAGAAAACGGAACUUUGGGGAGUCCACACUUUGUUCUCAGCUCAUCUCCGGGCCAUCCUCAGGGAGAGCCACAGCGUGGUGCAAGGGUGCAUCCAGGCCGCUGUGGCCCGGGCCUUGGAGCAGCAUCGCCAGGCUGUCAAGGCUCAUCAGAAACUACAAGCCUCACUGUCAGUGGCUGUGGAGUCCAUCGUGAGUGUUAUGACUGGAAGCACAAACAGCAGCUUCCGAAAGACCUGCCUUCAGACGCUUCAGGCAGCUGACACACAGGAAUUUGGGACCAAGCUGCAUAAAUCAUUUCAGGAGGUCACCCAGCACCGAUUUCUUUACCACUGCUCACAUGAGGUGAAGCAGCUGCUCCCAGAGAGAAAUGAGGCAGAGCAGAACACGGACAAGGCACAUGAGAACGGCAGCCUGGAGCUCCUUGCAGGGACCGGCGAGCAAACAGAAAACAAGAGGCUCAAGAGAGGCAGCCUAGGCGUGGAGGAGACGCGGGCCUCCCGCUCUGCUGGGGCCCUGAGCCCGUCAGAGGCCGCCUCGCGCCGCGCCGAGCCCACCGCGGCCCCGCUGACCUUUAGCAGAAGCAGGACGGGCCCCGGGAGCGGCCUGGAGGACGCGGUAUGGCUGCAGGAAAUUUACAAUCUGUCCGAGUGGCUGAGUUCUGGGCCUGGGCCCUGAACCUGGCCCCCUUCCCGGCGCUUCCACACCCACCCAGC